AUGUGCCGUCUGGCCGUCGUGACUAUUCUGGCAGCGGUGCUGCUGGCGUUUGCUGCAGAUGCGGAGUCAAUCAAACAGGUGAGCAUUCUCCAUCGGCACGGCGCUAGAGAUGAACCGCUCGUCAUUGAUGGACAGCUUGUCUGGGAUUAUGCACAUAUGACGCCAAACGGUGAUACAAUGAUGCUGAACUUGGGCAAGGCGCUGCGAAGGGUGUAUGGUGACUUCAUCUCCGCCUUCGAUCCUUCAGUUUAUGAUGCUCUCACGGGGGAUUCCGACCGCUGCAUUCAGUCUGCACAGGGUGUAUUGCAGGCUUUGUUCAAUCAAGGCUCUGAUUUUAUUCCCGUUGUAAAACACGUUCCAAAGGAAGUCGACUGGUUAAUGGAGUUCAACUACAACUUCCCCAACGUAAUUGCCCGCCCUCAGUGGAAUUACGCCUUCCAGAAUAACGAUGCACUUGCGCGAGAAAUGCUUUCUGAGGAUGAUGUACGCAUCCUUGCCGGUGAGUUUGGGAGCUGGUGCAAUGAGACACCUAUGUUGUGCGCUCUUUUUGCUGUAGAUGCCUUGCAAUGCCGUAUUAGUAACACAAACACCACGUCUGAGACACUGCGUAGACUCUUCGAGGAAAAAUUGCUACCUAUCCAGUACGGCAACCUCAAGCACAUCUAUGGGUUCAACCCUACUGAUCCAUAUGCAGUGAUUGGCUCUCCUGCCUAUGCGUUGGCCGUGAAGAUAAUGAGUGAUGCGCAGCGAGGUGACAAAAAGGUGUACCAUUACUCCGCACAUGAUACCACCGUGUUGGGUGCGCUUGACACGUUUGGCAGCAUCCAGAUGGACGAGCUGGACCCCAAGUGGUUUCCACGGUUCGGUGCAGUGCUGGUGGUGACUACAUACAACAACGGUAGUGUUUCUUUUGCCUAUGCUGAGCCGGAGCAGGAGGCUAACUCCAGCCUGGAUUACAUCUCGGGUCUUCCACCCGUGACAGUGCGCUGCCAGGCUGCGGAUGGGAAGGUGUACGUCGCAUCUAUAUGUCCGUUGGACGAUGUCUGGCGUUACGUCAACCGUUCCAAGCCAACUGUGGUGAACCGCUACUGUUAUCUUCGACCAGAGGAUCGGUGUGAUGUGAAGGAUGCUGCUCCAUCUUCCCAGUGCCAAUAUUACCGCAAACACUGCCCCGAAGAUGCGUGUGGCCCCGACGCGGUACUGGACCCUGCACGGGGCUACAUGUGCGUCUCGGUGGCGACCCGGGAAAAAAUGAGCCACUACGCCCUCUCAGCUGCUCUCGCAGGCGUAAUUGGUGCUGCCACCGGCCUGUUGCUCGGCAUCCUCAUUGCCUUCCUCUUGGCCAGGACGGAGGCAAAGGAAGAGCUGCGACGACUUGUUUCAUUGGAGGGCAGGGCGUAA
This is a messenger RNA of Trypanosoma grayi, 1401 nucleotides long. Its product is annotated as membrane-bound acid phosphatase 2. The record is from RefSeq and is a predicted model, not a curated record. Lineage: Eukaryota; Euglenozoa; Kinetoplastea; Trypanosomatida; Trypanosomatidae. Gene Ontology annotation, molecular function: phosphatase activity. Gene Ontology annotation, biological process: dephosphorylation. The transcript has a single exon. Bases 1 to 1401 code for a protein of 466 amino acids.